AUGAGUUUAACAACAGUAGAAGACGAUUCGUCUUCCGAAAUCCAUUUACCUGCGGAAAUUGACUGGCACAUGCUAGACAAAUCGAAGUUUUUCUUCCUUGGCGCCGCCUUAUUCUCCGGUGUCUCCGCCGCUCUUUAUCCAAUGGUGGUUUUGAAAACUCGGCAACAGGUUUCUUCUUCACACUACUCUUGUAUCAACAUGUCUUGUGCUAUUAUGCGCUAUGAAGGUUUUAGAGGUUUUUAUAAAGGCUUUGGUACUUCUUUGAUGGGGACUAUUCCUGCUAGAGCGCUUUACAUGACAGCACUUGAGGUUACGAAGAGUAACGUUGGUACUGCUUUUGUUGAUUUGGGUUUUUCUGAUAAUACUGCUACUGCUGUUGCUAGUGCUGCAGCUGGUGUUACUUCGGCUAUGUCUGCGCAAUUGGUGUGGACUCCGAUUGACGUUGUUAGUCAAAGACUUAUGGUUCAAGGUUGUACGGGUGGUGGCGGUGGGGGAAAGAGUAUUUUGGCGAAUCUUAAUUCGGAGAAUUAUAGAAAUGGUUUAGAUGUGUUUAGAAAAAUUCUUUAUAAUGAUGGGCCAAGAGGAUUCUAUAGAGGAUUUGGGAUUUCGAUAUUGACAUAUGCGCCAUCGAAUGCUGUUUGGUGGACUUCUUAUUCUAUGGUUCAUAGGUUCAUUUGGGGUAAUUUUGGUUCAUGUUUGUGUAAGAGUGGUAGUAAUUUGGGUGGUGGUGAUGGGUGUGUUGGUUUUAGGCCUGAUUCUAAGGCAAUGGUUGGUGUACAAGGUUUGAGUGCUGUUGUGGCGAGUGGUGUUUCGGCUAUUGUGACAAUGCCGUUUGAUACUAUUAAGACGAGGUUGCAGGUUUUGGAUACGGAGGAGAAUGGGAGAAGGCGGCCUUUAACUUUUGUGCAGACGGUUAGAAAUUUGGUAAAUGAAGGUGGUUUGUUUGCUUGUUACAAAGGAUUGGGACCGAGGUGGGUCUCGAUGUCUAUGUCCGCUACGACUAUGAUUACUACUUAUGAGUUUUUGAAACGCAUGUCUACCAAGAGGCAAGAUUAG
Lathyrus sativus (Indian pea) is the source of this 1056-nucleotide messenger RNA. Lineage: Eukaryota; Viridiplantae; Streptophyta; Magnoliopsida; Fabales; Fabaceae. The record is from the annotation of a GenBank genome assembly.